This is a messenger RNA of Aspergillus versicolor CBS 583.65, 618 nucleotides long. Its product is annotated as GLTP domain-containing protein. The transcript has 4 exons. The record is from RefSeq and is a predicted model, not a curated record. Bases 1 to 618 code for a protein of 205 amino acids. Gene Ontology annotation, cellular component: membrane; cytosol; cytoplasm. Gene Ontology annotation, biological process: ceramide transport; intermembrane lipid transfer. Gene Ontology annotation, molecular function: ceramide 1-phosphate binding; ceramide 1-phosphate transfer activity. NCBI's taxonomy places the organism in Eukaryota, Fungi, Ascomycota, Eurotiomycetes, Eurotiales, Aspergillaceae.
AUGGCCGCUGAAAUCCCCGCUGGUGGUACUUGGUUUGAUACCAUCAAGAAGUCCUUCGCAGAUGUCCCGGUUGACAAUGCCAACGACAAUGGGAUUGCUACCACCGAGUUCCUCGAAGCUGCCGAGUCUCUCACUACGCUGUUUGACCUCCUCGGUUCCGCCGCGUUCUCCCCUGUCAAGAACGACCUGACUGGCAACAUCAAGAAAGUUAGAGAGAGGCAGCUGGCUGCCCCUGGCGAAUCUGGAACUCUUCAAACCCUUGUGCUCAACGAGUUGAAGACCGGGAAGCAUGUUGCAGCAGAAGGUUUGGUCUGGCUUGUCAGAGGUCUCGACUUCACCGCCCAGUCCCUCCGCCACAACAUCGACAAUGCCUCGAAAGAGCUGUCCGAGUCCUUCCGCGAUGCAUACGGCAACACUCUUAAAAAGCACCACUCCUUCAUUAUUAAGCCCAUUUUCUCCGCAGCCAUGAGUGCAACCCCCUACAGGAAGGACUUCUAUGCCAAGCUGGGCAGUGAUGAUGCCAAGGUCAAGGCAUCUUUGGAACGUGAGGUGGCAGCUCUGGAGGAGAGAGUGGCUAUCCUAAAGUCCUUCCAGGACCGCAAGGAGGCCAAGUGGUGA